GAGAAACAGCGCUUCCUGACGGAUGUCCUCCAUGAGGUGAUGCUAUUGGACGGCCUUAACUCCUCCCACCCGAUCUCCCAGGAAGUGGCGCAGGCGGCGGAUAUCGACCGUGUCUUUGACUGGAUCGCAUACAAAAAAGGGGCGGCGUUGAUCCGGAUGCUGGCUAACGUGAUGGGACAGACGCUGUUUCAGAGAGGACUCAAUGAUUAUCUGCUCAGUCACAUGUAUGGAAACGCAGCCCGAGACGACCUGUGGAGCAAACUGACUCAGGCCAUGCGUUCUGAGGGUCUGGAGAUCGACAUUGGACAGAUGAUGGACAGGUGGACUCUGCAGAUGGGAUACCCAAUUGUGACCAUCAGCAAGAACCAAUCAGAGCAGCUCCCGACGCAUUACAUCACCGUCCACCAGGAGCACUUCCUGUACUCGCAGGAAGCCAAGAGCAACAACAGUUUGCUCUGGCAGAUCCCAUUGACGGUCGCCGUGGGAAACGCAUCCAGCGUUUGUUCAGAGAGCCUCAUCUGGAUCAACAACAAGACAGAAACCCACAGGAUUGGUCAGAUGGACGACAGCACCUGGUUGCUGGGAAACAUCAACCAGACCGGAUACUUCCGCGUGAACUACGACCUGGCAAACUGGAAACUGCUGAUUCAGCAAUUACACAACAACCCUGAAAUCAUCUCCGUUGGAAACAGGGCAGGACUUAUUGAUGAUGCCUUCAACCUGGCGAGGUGAGUCAUCCUUUAACCAGAACACAUAUUGUUUCAGUCUGGUUUACAAUCCCC
Gymnodraco acuticeps is the source of this 782-nucleotide messenger RNA. Its product is annotated as thyrotropin-releasing hormone-degrading ectoenzyme-like. The annotation marks the transcript as partial. Gene Ontology annotation, cellular component: cytoplasm. Gene Ontology annotation, biological process: proteolysis; peptide catabolic process. NCBI's taxonomy places the organism in Eukaryota, Metazoa, Chordata, Actinopteri, Perciformes, Bathydraconidae. The record is from RefSeq and is a predicted model, not a curated record. Gene Ontology annotation, molecular function: zinc ion binding; peptide binding; metalloaminopeptidase activity. The transcript is spliced from 7 exons.